AUGAAUGGUUUGGGGAGGUGCCUGAGAACAAGGCAUAAAGCAACAGAGCUGGUACUGGUGCUGCUGCUGAUCUUCCCUUUGCCAGCUGGUGCUAUGAAAGGGGUGCCUAAUGGCACCUUAAUUAUAGGCAUGAGGGUGGAGAACAGCACCAAGCAGCAUGCUAGUGUCUUGAAAAAUGGUAUCAUCCAAGUGGUGGAGGGAAGCAGCAUCCAGCUUCGGAUCUAUGGCCAGGGAAUCCGGCAAAUUACUUGCCAGAUGAUACAUUUUGCUGAGAUACUUGUGGCAUCAGAUGCCAAUGCUCGUGAAUCCAAUGACGGCUCUUGCUCUGAAAUCACCAGUGACUUGCUGGUGGUGCCCAACUGCCAUGACGUACGGGGCACUACUGCCGUGCUGGAUGUGACAGUCCAGAUCCUGCGGAAGGACAUCUCCUUCAAGAACUACAUGUUGUGCCUCAGUGAUGGUUCAGGCAAGCCUCAUCACUGGCUCAGCAGCCGCGAUUUGUUGAUCCAAGUGGUCGAGCAGGAGCAAUUGAAACUGCCUCCCUGGCUUAAGAUCAUUCUAGCGCUCAUCCUCCUGGGUCUGUCGGGAAUGUUCAGUGGACUUAACUUGGGCCUGAUGGCGUUGGACCCCAUGGAGCUGCGUAUCGUCCAGAAUUGUGGCACAGCCAAGGAGAAGAAAUAUGCCACCAUGAUCGAGCCCAUCCGACGGCAGGGCAAUUACCUGCUGUGCUCUCUGCUCCUGGGCAAUGUCUUAGUCAACAGUUCCUUUACCAUACUGUUUGAUGCUAUGGUUGGUGCAAGUGUUGUGGCUAUAGUGGCCUCUACAGCUGGCAUUGUUCUCUUUGGGGAGAUAAUCCCCCAGGCCCUCUGCUCCCGUCAUGGUUUGGCAGUGGGUGCCAAAACCAUCGUAAUCACCAAGUUUGUCAUGCUGCUGACUUUCCCACUCUCCUACCCUAUCAGUAAACUCCUAGACUAUUUGCUCGGUCAAGAAAUGGGCCCCAGGUACAACAGGGAGAAGCUGAUGGAGAUGCUGAAACUGACAGAGCCAUACAUUGACCUGCUGAAGCAAGAGAUGAAUAUCAUCCAAGGAGCACUGGAGCUGAGGACUAAGACAGUGGAAUACGUGAUGACCCCAUUGCAUGAUUGCUUCUUGAUCAACAGCGAUGCCAUCCUUGACUUCAACACCAUGACAGAGAUUAUGGAGAGUGGCUAUACACGCAUCCCCAUCUAUGACACAGAAAGGACGAAUAUCAUGGAUAUGCUGUAUGUCAAGGAUCUAGCCUUUGUAGACCCUGAUGACUGCACCCCACUCAAGACAAUCACUAAGUUUUACAACCACCCAGUGCAUUUUGUUUCGCACAAUACCAAACUGGAUGCUGUGCUUGAAGAGUUCAAAAAAGGUAAAUCUCACUUAGCCAUUGUCCAAAAGGCGAAGGAGGGUGAACCUGAAGAUGCACAUGAAGUGUUGGGUGUGGUGACCUUGGAGGAUGUCAUUGAAGAGAUAAUCAAGUCUGAGAUCCUGGAUGAAUCAGAUAUCUACACUGACAAUCGCACCAGAAGACGAGUCACCAAUCCAAGGCAGUGGGACUUUUCUGCCUUUAAGGGCAAUGACAACGAGUUGAAGAUCUCCCCUCAGCUUCUCCUAGCUGCACACCGCUUUCUCUCCACAGAGGUCUUGCCCUUUUACCCAGUCCUCCUCCAGGAGAAAUACCUGCUGCGUCUCCUUAAACACCGUGGUGUCAUCUGUGAACUGAAAAUUGACGAGCAGAGCAAAGAGUCCCCCCGGCAUUGCUUGUAUGAAAAGAAUAAGCCAGCGGAUUACUUCAUCCUCAUUUUACAGGGGAAGGUGGAGGUAGAAGCUUGCAAGGAAAACAUGAAGUUUGAGAAUGGACCCUUCUCCUAUUAUGGAGUCAUGGCCUUGAGUAUGACCAUCCAAGGAGGUUUAGAAACAGGCUCCCAGAUUCACAUGGGCAAUAUAAAUCACCUUAGCCACGAUUACCUGAUACCUUGCAUCACCAGUGUCAUCAGCACCAAUAAGGUCCUUCCCACCGGCAGCCUGCAGUACAUGGCAGACUACACUGUCCGUGCCCUCACUGACCUCCUGUACAUGAAGAUCACACGGAAUCAGUACCAGAACUGUCUGAGGGCCUCCCAGGCAGACACCAACGCAGCGGCAAAUGAUUACCAGUUUGGUGAGACUUCUGACCAACAGAAGUCCUAA
Messenger RNA from Rhineura floridana, 2220 nucleotides. RefSeq names its product metal transporter CNNM4-like. Gene Ontology annotation, cellular component: plasma membrane. The record is from RefSeq and is a predicted model, not a curated record. Gene Ontology annotation, molecular function: sodium ion transmembrane transporter activity; magnesium ion transmembrane transporter activity. NCBI's taxonomy places the organism in Eukaryota, Metazoa, Chordata, Lepidosauria, Squamata, Rhineuridae. Gene Ontology annotation, biological process: magnesium ion transport; magnesium ion homeostasis. The transcript has 7 exons. Bases 1 to 2220 code for a protein of 739 amino acids.